Aplysia californica (California sea hare) is the source of this 2250-nucleotide messenger RNA. Its product is annotated as probable cytosolic iron-sulfur protein assembly protein CIAO1 homolog. The record is from RefSeq and is a predicted model, not a curated record. The coding region runs from base 309 to 1364 and encodes 351 amino acids. Gene Ontology annotation, cellular component: cytosolic [4Fe-4S] assembly targeting complex. Gene Ontology annotation, biological process: iron-sulfur cluster assembly. Gene Ontology annotation, molecular function: protein binding. The transcript has 4 exons. NCBI's taxonomy places the organism in Eukaryota, Metazoa, Mollusca, Gastropoda, Aplysiida, Aplysiidae.
GGGUUUUAAUCUUAUGAUGAAUUUGAGGCCGGCCUGAAAAGUUUAUAGAGUAGGCUACCUGGCCCAACCUGCGACCAUUAGUCGUAUUUUGCUUCUCAGCGGUCUCUGUCAGCAAAAUAGGUUAUGCAAUCCAUGUUCAGGGCCGCUUCAAUGUGUCAACUUCCGGUUUAUACUGUGAUAUCGUCAGUCAUUCCAAAACGUCAUUCGCAGAUUUCGCAUUUUAACAUGUUAAUGCUCUGCCCUUGGCGCGACCACAUGCCCUCAGCGCGACCGCAUUCGGAACAGGGCGCGACCAUGCGAGCACAGAUAUGACAGGUGCAAGAAAGUUGUUAGUACACCAUUUAAAGAACUCAAUGCAGUCCUUACAAGAGGCUCAAAAACUUUCGGGACACACAGAGAGAGUCUGGUGUGUGUCUUGGAAUCCGUCUGGGACACUUCUAGCUUCAUGUAGCAGCGACAAGACUAUCCGUAUAUGGGGAAAGGAAGGAGAAAACUGGGUCUGCAAGUCUGUGUUGACGGAUGCGCACACACGCACUGUCCGCUCAGUGUCAUGGUCACCCUGCGGCCAGUAUCUGGCGGCUGCCAGCUUUGACGCCACUACCAGUGUGUGGAGUCGCAAGGGCGGCGAGUUUGAAUGUCUAGCUACACUGGAAGGCCAUGAGAAUGAGGUGAAGAGCUCAUCCUGGGCUUGUACCGGCAGCCUCCUGGCCACCUGCAGCCGAGACAAAAGUGUUUGGAUUUGGGAAGUUACUGCAGAUGAAGAGUUUGAGUGUGCCAGUGUGAUGUCUACGCAUACUCAGGACGUAAAACGGGUCAAGUGGCAUCCUACCAAAGAGCUUUUGGCGUCGUGUGGCUAUGACGACACAGUCCGGCUGUACCGGGAGGAGUCGGAUGAUUGGGAAUGCUGCAACACACUUAAGGGCCAUAGCUCUACUGUGUGGGCCCUGGAUUUUAACCAAACUGGAAACCGCCUUGCAACAUGCAGCGCUGACUGCUCCUUGAAAAUCUGGCAGGAAUAUGAGCCGGGUAAUGCUGAGGGUGUGAACACCACUGACAACAUCUCAGUGUGGAAAUGCGUCUGCACUGUCAGCGGCUUUCAUGAGAGGCCGAUUUAUGACGUGAGUUGGAGCACGCUGGAAGACUUGCUGGUGACUGCAGGUGGGGACGAUUCUCUCUGUGUGUAUCGAGAAGUUCUUACAGCUGACGCGAAGAACUCGCCUAAGUUUGAGAUGGUGGCUAGAGUCCGAGGGGCUCAUGCUGAGGAUAUAAACAGUGUUGUUUGGAGUCCCUCAGAAAAAGGUUUGCUGGCGUCUGCCAGCGAUGAUGGGGAUGUAAAGUUGUGGAAGCUUCUGCAAGAGGCAUGAUAAGCUCAUUUUCUCCCCCUUAUCCUUAAAAGUGGUGCAUCUGAAGUAGUUAGUAUGUUAUUCUUUUACAAAAGUUUUGGCUUAAAUGAUUUGUUUGUAGAUACACCUGAAGUACAUGUAGCCAUACAGUCUCUGACAGGUGUUCAUUAUUUGAGUGAGGUUUUCUAAUGUUUAUUUUGUAACCAGUGUGUUUUAAUAAAAUUGAAAGGUUUAAAUGGUAUCAAACUUGCAAAUUUAAUGACAGAUUGUUUGCCACACCUCAGUUCCUGUUUGCUCUUGAAAUUGUCAGAAAAUGGAGAGAUAAAACAAUUGUAUCAUCUGAAUGAUAUGACACCCCUGUUUAUGACCUCAGGGUUGUAUCCAUUUUAGGUCACUGACAUCAGUGGAUUAUUUUAUAUUAUGGAAUGGAUUGGUGUGUUUGAAGCAUACAUUGUGCUUUAGAUGUAAAAUAGUCCAAGUUGUUUGGCUUGAUGAAUAAUGCCUUUCUUAAAUAUGGUUUGAUGGAAACGAAAAAAAAGAAAAGUCAUAAUUAAAAAAUCAGUGCUUGCCAACCAGGAUGAUAUCGCUCACUAGUAGGUGAUUUGGUAAUUUUGGUGGGUGGUGAAGAUCACCCAGUGAUAGGUGUUAUUUAUUGAAAUGUUCCGAUUUGAAAUACAUUCAGUUCAUACUGGUGGGCUGUACAAAAACUUACACCUCUUAAGAGUAGCAAAAGUGGGCACUGGCUAUAAAAAGGUUGACAAGCACUGGUUUAAAAGGUAUGCCUUCCCAGAAAGACCCUUGAGCUGUUGGUUACAAGCAACUCAUUUAAUUUUGUGUACAGUACCAUGAUUGUCAUAUGGAGCGUAUCAAUUUUUUCAUUUAAGAAUAAACAGUGUAUAUAUACAGC